Messenger RNA from Neogale vison (American mink), 1134 nucleotides. Its product is annotated as thymidylate synthase-like. Bases 1 to 951 code for a protein of 316 amino acids. The record is from RefSeq and is a predicted model, not a curated record. Gene Ontology annotation, cellular component: mitochondrion; cytosol. Gene Ontology annotation, molecular function: thymidylate synthase activity. The transcript has a single exon. NCBI's taxonomy places the organism in Eukaryota, Metazoa, Chordata, Mammalia, Carnivora, Mustelidae. Gene Ontology annotation, biological process: dTMP biosynthetic process.
AUGCCCGCCCUGGGCUCCGAGCUGCAGUGCCCGCCGUCGCCGUCGCCGCCCAUGGUGCAGAAACCGGCCACGGAGCCGCAGCCGGCACCCCACGGGGAGCUGCAGUACCUGGGGCAGAUCGAGCAUAUCCUGCGCUGCGGGGUCUGGAAGGAUGACCGCACCGGCACUGGCACGCUGUCAGUGUUUGGAAUGCAGGCGCACUACAGCCUGAGAGAUGAAUUUCCUCUGCUGACAACAAAACGCGUAUUCUGGAAGGGUGUUUUGGAGGAGUUGCUGUGGUUUAUCAAGGGAUCUACAAACGCUAAGGAACUGUCUUCCAAGGGAGUGAAAAUCUGGGAUGCCAAUGGGUCUCGAGACUUCUUGGACAGCCUGGGAUUCUCCAACAGAGAAGAAGGGGACUUAGGCCCAGUUUAUGGCUUUCAGUGGAGGCAUUUUGGGGCAGAAUACAUAGAUAAGGAUUCAGAUUAUUCAGGUCAAGGAGUAGACCAACUGCAAAAGGUCAUUGACACAAUCAAAACCAACCCUGAUAACAGAAGAAUCAUCCUGUGUGGUUGGAAUCCAAAAGAUCUUCCUUUGAUGGCCAUCCCACCGUGCCAUGCCCUCUGCCAGUUCUACGUGGUGAAUGGUGAGCUGUCCUGCCAGCUGUACCAGAGGUCAGGGGACAUGGGCCUGGGCAUGCCCUUCAACAUCGCCAGCUAUGCCCUGCUCACCUACAUGAUCGCACACAUCACAGGCCUAAAGCCAGGUGACUUCGUACAUACUUUGGGAGAUGCACAUAUUUACCUGAGUCACAUUGAGCCACUGAAAAUGCAGCUUCAGCGAGAACCAAGGCCUUUCCCGAAACUCAAAAUCCUUCGAAAAGUUGAAACAAUCGAUGACUUCAAGGCUGAAGACUUUCAGAUUGAAGGGUACAGUCCUCACCCGACUAUUAAAAUGGAAAUGGCUGUUUAAAGUGCUUUUAAAGGAGGUACUUGAAGGCUAUUCAGUCUGUAGGGUUUGGACUGAGUGCCCAGGUGAAAGCUCAUUUGCCCUAGAGGAAGAGGGAACUAGGUCAAAAAUCUCUUGGUGACCAGCAUUUACUAACUUGUAAGAAUGUUGCCACUGAGAAACAUAACCUUGCCUGAUCUCUUAGCA